Molecule: messenger RNA, 729 nt
Organism: Arachis stenosperma
Lineage: Eukaryota; Viridiplantae; Streptophyta; Magnoliopsida; Fabales; Fabaceae
Product: receptor-like protein 43
Exons: 2
Coding region: 1-729 (242 amino acids)
Molecular function (GO): protein binding
Source: RefSeq, a predicted model, not a curated record
AUGGGGUAUUUGAUGUUGUUGGUUCUUAGAGUGGUGUUGUGUGUGUAUAUGUUUGUGAUGUUCCAUUUUGCAUGUUUGUCUUCUUCGCAUCUAUGCCAUUCCCAAGACAGCUCUGCCUUGCUUCACUUUAAGACCCAUUUCAUUUUUAACACUUCAUUUUUUGAAUAUGAGUAUGAGUAUGAGUGCUCCCAUGUUUAUCCAAAGAUGAGUAUGUGGGAAAAUGGGACAGAUUGUUGCUCAUGGAUGGGUGUCACGUGUCACUCUGUGUCUGGUCACGUGAUUGGCCUUGAUCUCAGUUGCAGUGCACUUGUUGGAAUAAGGGGACACUUGACAAGUCACAUUCUCUAUUUACCCAACCUUUAUGCGCUCAAGUUAUCUGGAAAUGGAAACAUUCAAGUCCAUGUUCCAAAGUUGAAUUGCACUACUUCUCUUAGUUUUUUGGAUCUUUCAUCGUGCCAAUUUUCAGGAUCACAAAUCCCUGAUUCCUUUUCUAACCUCACACAGCUAACUUUUUUGUACUUGCCUGAAAAUGGAUUCAAUGGUUCAAUCCCAUCAUUGCUCUCAAACCUUCAGCAUCUCACUCACUUGGACCUUUCAGGGAAUGCAUUCACUGGUUCGUUCCCAUCAUUUCUUUCAAACCUUCAUCAUCUUGUUUACUUGGAUCUUUCAUUCAAUAAGCUUAGUGGUCAAAUUCCAAAUGUGUUUGAUAGGCUAACCAAUUUGCAAUAG